AUGUCCACAUCUAAGCCUUCUGUGCCAAUCGCACUGUCCGCCGAAGCAGUCGAUGAUCUGAUCUAUGAUGCACGAGCAGGCGAUCUCGAGGCUCUGAACGCCGACAUCGCCGCCCUCGCCAGCCAACACAACUGCAACGAAUCCCAGAUCGUCGCAUCCGCCAUUGACCUCGCCGACGAGAGCGAAGGCGGCUCCGGCUCUUGUGUCCUGCACUUCCCCGCCGCUAACGGAAAUGCCGAAAUCCUCACUACUCUUCUUCAAAAGCUCUCUUCUGCUGAGGCAUCUCAGCGCGCUGCUUUCAUCAACCACCGCAAUAACUCUGGUAACACGGCUCUGCACUGGGCUGCGCUGAACACGCACUUGGAAUGUGUGAAGGCGCUUGUUGAAGCUGGUGCGGAUCUCGAUGUCAAGAAUGAUGCUGGUCACGAUGCUGUCUUCCUUGCUGAGCGUACGGCUUGGGCUGCUGUUGAGGAUAACGGCGAGGGCGAGGAGAACCAGGACCAGACCCAGGACCAGGAGAUUGAGAUGACUGUUGGUGAGGGUGAGGGUGAGGGUGAGAAGACCGAGGACGCUGGGGAAAUGUCUGCAGGCAGACAAGUUGUUGAGUGGCUUCUGAACUCGGAUGUUGCUUCGAGUUUGGAGAAGGGAGCUACUGAGGGCGAGGCGAAAUCUGCUUAG
This is a messenger RNA of Penicillium brevicompactum, 678 nucleotides long. RefSeq lists its product as uncharacterized. The record is from RefSeq and is a predicted model, not a curated record. The transcript is spliced from 2 exons. NCBI's taxonomy places the organism in Eukaryota, Fungi, Ascomycota, Eurotiomycetes, Eurotiales, Aspergillaceae. The coding region runs from base 1 to 678 and encodes 225 amino acids. Gene Ontology annotation, molecular function: protein binding.